AUGAACCUUUCUAUCAGCCGGUUGCUUUUAUGUGUCACUGUUUUGGGUAUUGUGAGCGCAGAUCUGGGCGUUCAGCUGAACCUUUUCGGUAUAGAGAGAAGUUGUACUUAUGCUGAAAAAUUGGCAAGUUUUUUAAAUUUUGUUUAUUUUUAGGUAUGAACUUUUGAGUUGAGGUAGAGUAUGUUUAAGGAUUACGGUAAAGUAGGUAGGGUAGGGUAGGUAGGGUAGGGUAGGGUAGGGUAGGGUAGGGUAUGUAUAAGUUGAUAAUGCUUGGCUUUCUUCAGCGUGCCAAUCAAUGUACGAUGGUUCUGACCGAAACAUAUUUGCCCGUUUCUGACUUCACUGGAAUGCGUACACUACCUAAAAUUUUGGAAAGUUUUAACGAACAAUCAUUGACUAAUGGACAAUGCGCGUAUGUCAAUUUAAAAAUUUGUAAUUUUUUUUUAAUUUUUGUUUUUGAUUUUUUAAAACUAAAACUUUUAAAAAAAAUUGUAAUUUUAGCCGCCUUUGGCAAAUGAUAAUGUGUACUCGUUUCUUGGGCAAAUGCUUUUCCGAGAUGGUCGGUGGUUCCGAGUUGAUAUCGAUAUACAAUAACUUUGGCUUUGCUUACGGUAUCUGCAGUAAUCAUACUAUAGAAGGUAGGGUUUUUCAUAUAAUAUCAUCCUACAUAAUCUGCCGAGAUAAAAAGUUCUGUCGUUUUUGAAUAAAUUUUUAAAAUUAAAUUGAUUUUAGAAUCACGAAGAAUCGAAGAUUGUUACAGUACCAUUAAUCGUGCCUAUUGUAUUGAGCAUUAUGACAUUAUCAGCUCGUGCAAGUAA
Molecule: messenger RNA, 818 nt
Organism: Bursaphelenchus okinawaensis
Lineage: Eukaryota; Metazoa; Nematoda; Chromadorea; Rhabditida; Aphelenchoididae
Source: the annotation of a GenBank genome assembly